This is a messenger RNA of Thelazia callipaeda (thelaziosis nematode), 2094 nucleotides long. NCBI's taxonomy places the organism in Eukaryota, Metazoa, Nematoda, Chromadorea, Rhabditida, Thelaziidae. The record is from the annotation of a GenBank genome assembly.
GUCGGUACUUAUAUGGAACCUUUUGGAUUCACACAUUUGAAUAGUAGAAUAAUAUCAGAAGUAGCACCUGUGGUAUCUAAUCGGAAGUAUAAAAAAUGUACCUUAGAUAUUGCAAAAUUAAGAAGAUCCCAGCAGUUUGCAAUGCGUCGUUUGUUUUAUCCAGUAAAUACACCUGUUUGUGCUUAUCAAAAGAAACUAAUUUUGGAUUCAUUACAUAAUAAUAUACUGAUAGCGCUGCCAAAAGAGUUGGAUACAUUCUUUGUUGCUGCUGUUACGAUGCUUAAUUUCCACAGAUGGUUUCCUAUGCAAAAAGUUCUAUGCAUAUGCAAUAAUAUAGCUUCAUCCAUUAAAGCAGCUAAGCGAUUCGUAGAAAUAACAGGUUAUUCAUCUGGUGUUUGUGUAUACUCAAGCUUGAAAAAGAAUGCUCGUCAUCUCAAAUGGAUGCAACUUGAUAUUGUAUUUGCUACUGCAGAGAGUAUUGUUGCGGAAAUAAAAGAUAAAGAAGGAUUAUCAGAAAUUUGUCUAAUUGUAGUGGAAGACGCUCAUCGUGCCAUGUCUGGUUCUCAUCCUUUGUCUACAUUGAUUCGAAAUUGUAUUUUUGCAAAAGCUACAUUCCGUGUUUUGGCAUAUAUGGACUAUAAAAUUGAUAAUGUUGGACAGCUACAAUUAAUUGUGAUGAAUCUUCAAAUUGAUUUGAUAAGAUCAUUAAGUUUCCUAAAGGAUGAUGUUUCAUUGACUGUUGCUUCACAUCGAAUGCAAAAGGUUUACGUAAAGAUAGAUGAUAAGAUGCGACGUGUUGCGAAGGAAUUAUUGAAAGCACUUGAACCCUUGGCAUUGUUACUCUGUGAAGGUGGAGUUAUUCCUUCAAAAGAUGUGAAGAAAAUUGCAAAUUUUUCUAUAUCGUAUUUGCAAAGCAAAGUUCAGCAAAGUAAAACAAGUCAUUUGGUGGAAAUUUACUGUGAUUUUUUUGACCUUUUAUCAUCAUAUAAUAUUUUGAUGUGUUAUGGUCUAACUGCUUUUGGUAAUAGUCUUCAAGCUUUAACUUCCCGAAGUACAGUUAUAGCAGAUAUUGUGCAGUCAAAUGAACUUUUGAAGGAAAUUUGCUUUUUGCCAACAAUUUCAAGGCCUGACGAUUUACAGUGUUAUAAACUAGAUACGCUUGUGUCACUACUAAUAAAUACUCGUACAGUUUACGAAACUGGGAAGCAGAUGACAAUUUCGGAAAAUAUGCUGAAAGAUGGAAAGUGCAAUGUCAUUAUUGCACCAUGUGGUUCUGAUGCAUCUGCAGUAAAUGCUGGUUUUUUGGAUUUUUUAAUUUGUUUAGAUGAGGGCCUUUGCACUCUUCGUAAUACAGCCAAUAUUAAAAUAACAGUAAACGGAAAUCUUUUUGCUAUAUGUUGUGCAGGCUAUGAAACGAAUAUCUACAGUUUCAUGGGAGCUGAAUCAACUAUUGAUUGCAUACCAUCAGAACAUAUUCAUGGUCUACAAUUAUGCAAUGAUGUUCCACGGAUGCUACCGUCCACUGUUUCUCCUGAAAUUGUUGAGUACUGGGCUGAAAACGUGGACCAUAACGAUGGCUUGUUGGCAGAAGUCGAACGUUUGGACUUUAAAGAGCUGCUUAAACAUGAUGACCCAUGUUUUCAUUCGAAAAUUUUUAAAGACAACUGUAAAUUGUUGGAUGUCUGUGUCAAAAAUACAUUUUCCUGCCAGGGCCAUGUUCAUUCUUCUACAUUGCUUGGUCAUAGUAUUACUACUGUGAAUAUGACGAAAAUACUCGGUAAAGAUCUUAAAGUUCUGGAAGAACAAGUUUCUAGGUUAAAAACUAGACGAAAUAGUAAGUGGAUCGAAGAAGAUUCUGAGCAGUCGGAUUCUAAUAAAGAUGGCAAGAAAUUAGACUUGAGAGUAACUGUAUAUUUCGUUUAUGUUAUGUGUAUUCAGAACUCACCAAAAAAGUGCAAUGUAAUGAAGGUACCGCGAGUCAACCGUGUAGAGUCAGCCAGUUUUACGCUUUUAAAUGUUUUAAAACCAGAGGUUCGUUUUUCUCACGAAUACCUUAGUUUCUAUUUUAAAUUGGGCUCGCAGUUUUUUGAAUGA